Messenger RNA from Arabidopsis arenosa, 817 nucleotides. NCBI's taxonomy places the organism in Eukaryota, Viridiplantae, Streptophyta, Magnoliopsida, Brassicales, Brassicaceae. The record is from the annotation of a GenBank genome assembly.
UUCACUCAAGACACGAAGAUAUCUAAAGCCAUUAAAUCCAUAAAAGCUUCAUCGAAAUGGCGAAUCAAGCAGCUGUUGCAGCAUUCUUCCUUUUCGCUUUAGCCGUCUUCUCCAACUUUGAGCUCUCGGCUUCUUCACUUGUCAGCGGCAAGGUCUCUUGCCUUGACUGCCACCCCGAUUUCGACUUCUCAGGCAUUAAGGUGCUCCUUAAAUGCGACGGAGAGAAGAAACAGAUAACCGCGAUGGCAGCUUCAGACGGAUCUUUCCGCUCAGUGCUUCCAACGGCUGACAAAAAAGGCUCCAUAAAUUGUCUUGCAAAGCUCUUGGGAGGUCCUGAGCAACUCUAUGCUCACAAACACAACUUGGUCUCUGAAUUGGUCAAGUCUAAACACGAUUCCAAAGUUUUAACUACCUCAAACCCACUUACCUUCUCUCUCUCCUGCCCCAAACCAACCCGAGAUGAUGUCGGAAAUAUGAUCGGAGAUUCCAAGACUAUUAAUUUUCCGGGGACAGGAGGUUUUGGAUUCCCACCUGCCAGCUUCUUUCCCUUCUUACCAAUCAUUGGUAUCCCAUGAUUUAAUAAAUAAGCGUUACUUUUAAGUACUUAAAGACAUAUGUUUUGUUGUUUACGUGAAUGAAGCCAGCCAAGACAAAAAUAUUUAGCAAAUUACAUUACUUUGUUUAGUGUGAUAUAAGGUUUGUUUAUGUGCUAAGAAAAUGUUCUUUAUUGGCUUUAUGUAGUUUUAAUUAGUUGCUUUUGUAUCAAGUUUGUAAUAAGAAGGUUGGGUUUAUCCUACAAUAUACGUUUUUAUUGUGA